Messenger RNA from Talaromyces proteolyticus, 1808 nucleotides. Its product is annotated as putative RNA polymerase I-specific transcription initiation factor Rrn7. Gene Ontology annotation, molecular function: RNA polymerase I core promoter sequence-specific DNA binding. The record is from RefSeq and is a predicted model, not a curated record. Gene Ontology annotation, biological process: nucleolar large rRNA transcription by RNA polymerase I; RNA polymerase I preinitiation complex assembly. The transcript is spliced from 8 exons. NCBI's taxonomy places the organism in Eukaryota, Fungi, Ascomycota, Eurotiomycetes, Eurotiales, Trichocomaceae. Gene Ontology annotation, cellular component: RNA polymerase I core factor complex; RNA polymerase transcription factor SL1 complex. Bases 100 to 1761 code for a protein of 553 amino acids.
AAAGAUUUCAUAUAUUCAACUACAUCAACACCAUCGAAUAAACAACAUGUUAAUUCCACAUUUCGAUCACGCUUAACAGUAUGACAGACCCUCCUCACAAUGGAGUAUGUCAAGCGCGGUCCUUGCGGGCAGGACGGUUGUCGGGAGACGCGGUAUUAUCUUGAAGACGGAGUCUGGUUUUGCAGACGGGGUCACCAACAAGAGGGUCGGCAAGUCGAAGCAGAUCCUGACGAUUUUGGAAAACGGGGAACGAUUCACCGUGUAAAAAAAAUAUCAGAAGAAAGAAUUCAAAAGACAUUCACUGGUCGCCGCGGCUAUCGUCUCUUUGUACAGGCUUACCAGCUUAUCCUGUGGACGCAAUGCCAUGCCUUGAUACACGAGAAAGGGUUUCCUACUGAUCUAGAGAGAGUCGUGAGAGAUCUUUGGGCAUUGCGACUGCAAUCUCUGACAGCCAAGUUCGACGAGUCGCUUGAUGCCGACAAAGAUGCUAGCUCGGAGGUCUUCAGCUCUCAGCUGCCUGGUGCUGAAACACCGAAGGAGAAUGGGUCAGCGUCGCAUAAAUUGAGCGACAACCCGUUGUUGGAAGAAACCUUGGGACUUUGCUACUUGGCGGCUUCGUUACUGCGGCUACCUGUUAGCAUUGGCGAUAUUUACCGAUUUGCAAUGAGAAAUGAGAUACCGUUCAUCCAAGCCAUCAGAACUGUUCCUCUCGAAAUCAGAGAUAGGCUUUCACAGAUAUACAUCAGAGAAUUGACUGUCGAGACUCUUCCAAGAAGCGAUCACCUCCAUAAGACGGUCUCUCGUUUGGUGGUCAUGUAUUCUCGCGAAUGCAGUAUUACCUUUCCUCCGCUAAACGUGCCACUGAUGCUCUUCCAAUUCGUGCGGCAGUUGGCACUACCAUUGGAAGUAUAUUCAUACGUGCGAAGACUGCAAAAGCUCCUCAAUUACACCUUCCAAUUCCCCCUAGACAAAAAGUACUCUACCCAAGCACUGAGCUACCCCGAGGCGCAAAUUCUGGCAUUAAUUGUCGUUUCAACUAAGCUUCUCUUCCCCUUCAGCAAGACAAAGGGCUAUCCCAGUUCCGCUGCAGAGCCGACAGCCCAGAUCCUCGACUGGGACGUAUGGAGCUCGGCACAAAGACAUUUUGAGAAAAAGAGCCAACCAAAGGAACGACUUGCAAAGGGGCAGGAAGUUACGGUUAAUGAUGGUCACGUGUUUCACUUCACAGACCAGCAGUUAGAUGACUAUCUGGAUUGGUACGAGGAUACCUGGAUCGAUAAGAAUAGACCCACGAAUCCACUUGCAGAAAUGUUUCCGAUCUCUCGCCCUGAAUCCGCUCACGAUGAAAAAAGGCGGGAUAUAGAUCAGGAGGCGAUCGAUGAAAAAGUACGGGCUGUUACUAGCAGCCUUCGUCCAGCGGAAAUCAUUCCAUUCGAGACUCUACAAGCCAACGACGAAGAAUCUCAACAGAGAGAUCCUGACAUUCAAAACGAGGAUACCACCCCCCGUCCAGGCUUCUCAUACAGAGUCUACAAGACAGAAUCAGACAUGCCAAAAGUAGCUCGAAAGUUUCAUGAAACAGCCGCAAAUCUAUCCGGUCUGACCGUGAAAACGCUCAUAAAAGCGGUCCGAAGCACCGAACUUAAGCUUGAAAAAUGGCAGGCAAAUAUGAGACGAGCGGAAUAUCAUGGCGAAACGUGGUUUGACAAUGUAGACUUUCAAGACCAAAAAACAGAUGAAUCGGGGUCAGAUUCUGAAUAGCAACACUGUAACUAGACAUAUAUUCUCAUCCAUGAAAAAUAUCUCGA